GCGCGGGGGCCCCGCUGAGCCCCCCCCGCGGGCACCAUGCGCGCCAUGAGCCCCCUGCCCCUCUGCCUCCUGCUCUGGCACCUGCGGCACCUGGCGCUGGGUUAUCUGACGGUCAGCAUCGAGCCCCUGCCUCCGGUGGUGGUGGGAGACGCCGUGACCCUGAAAUGCAACUUCAAAACCGACGGGAAAAUGCGGGAGAUCGUCUGGUACCGGGUCACUGAUGGUGGCACCAUCAAGCAGAAGAUCUUCACCUUCGAUGCCAUGUUUUCCACCAACUUUUCCCAGAUGGAAAAUUACCGGAAGCGGGAAGACCUCGUUUACCAAUCCACCGUGCGCCUUCCCGAGGUCCGGAUUUCGGACAAUGGUCCCUACGAGUGCCAUGUGGGCAUCUACGACCGAGCCACGCGGGAGAAGGUGGUCCUGGCCUCUGGGAAUGUGUUCCUGAACGUGAUGGCUCCCCCAACGUCCAUCUCGGUGCUGGCUGCGGACACCCCGGCGCCCUUCAGCCGCUACCAGGCACAGAACUUCACCCUGGUGUGUGUGGUGUCUGGCGGGAAACCUGCGCCACUGGUGUACUUCAAACGGGACGGGGAGCCCAUCGAGGCCACCCCGCUGCCGGAGCCGCCGGCCGGCGCCAGCAGCUGGGCCCCCCGGAACCUCCUGCACCGCGACCUGGACGACACCAAGGUGCCAAAAUCGCUGGCGGCCGACGGCGAGCUGGGAAUGGGAAACCCCUUCCCCACGGCGGAUCCACCGCGGGGGCUGGCGGCCGAGCGCGAUGCGGUGACGGAAAACAUUCCCGAGACGGUGGUGAGCCGGGAAUUCCCGCGCUGGGUGCACAUGGCCGAGCCCAUCUACUACUUCCGGCACACGCACGCGCCCGUCAGCGACGGCACCGUCGAGGCCAGGGCCACGCUCACGUGGACCCUGAACCCGCAGAUCGACAACGAGGCCCUGUUCAGCUGCGAGGUCAAGCACCCGGCGCUCUCCAUGCCCAUGCAGUCUGAGGUCACGCUCGUGGCUCCCAAGGGUCCGAAGAUCACGAUGACCCCGACGAGGGCGCGCGUGGGGGACACCGUGCGGAUCCUGGUGCAGGGCUUCCAGAACGAGGUGUUCCCGGAGCCGCUGUUCACGUGGACGCGCGUGGGCAGCCGCCUGCUGGACGGCAGCGCCGAGCACGACGGCAAGGAGCUGGUGCUGGAGCGGGUCCCGGCCGAGCUCAACGGCUCCAUGUACCGCUGCACGGCCCAGAACCCGCUGGGCUCCACCGACACCCACACGCGCCUCAUCGUCUUUGAAAACCCGAAUAUUCCCAGAGGUCCAGAGGACUCCAAUGGUUCACUCCCCGGCCACUGCGGCUUCAGAUUCGUUUUGGCGCUCACCCUGACAGUGAUCCUGGAGCUCACGUGA
This is a messenger RNA of Sturnus vulgaris (Common starling), 1410 nucleotides long. RefSeq names its product immunoglobin superfamily member 21 (gene IGSF21). Gene Ontology annotation, cellular component: adherens junction; presynaptic membrane. The record is from RefSeq and is a predicted model, not a curated record. NCBI's taxonomy places the organism in Eukaryota, Metazoa, Chordata, Aves, Passeriformes, Sturnidae. Gene Ontology annotation, biological process: heterophilic cell-cell adhesion; homophilic cell-cell adhesion.